Messenger RNA from Amblyraja radiata (thorny skate), 1981 nucleotides. RefSeq lists its product as uncharacterized. The transcript has 3 exons. Bases 108 to 1025 code for a protein of 305 amino acids. The record is from RefSeq and is a predicted model, not a curated record. Lineage: Eukaryota; Metazoa; Chordata; Chondrichthyes; Rajiformes; Rajidae.
GGCAUCGUGGGUGUUGUAGUUUAUCGGCUGGCAUCGGGGCGCGUGCGCACACUUGCGAAGUUGACGACGUCGAGACGAAGUUCGUUGGGAGCUUUUCCUAACCGACCAUGAGGGCCAAGUGGAGGAAGAAAAGGAUGCGGAGUUCCAUUUGUAUCACUAUGGCUGAAUCAUACCGCAAGCCAGCGCAGCUCAUCUUUGAUUCAGACAUCGGGGAACGAUGGAGGCUAUUCGAAAUCGAGUACGAACACUAUAUCAAUAUCGUCUAUCGUAAUGAACCAGAUGCUGUCAAAGCUUUGCUUCUACUAAACCUGGCAGGACCUGAGGCUCUGAUGAGAGCACAGACUUUUGACUUCGCGCCAGCAGUUCUCGACGACAACAAUCAGGUAGUUGUACCUGCUGAGACUAUGCGUGACCCUAAUGUUUUACUGCGUAAAUUCAGGGAACUAUGCGACCCACCCUUAAACCGUAUCUUAGAAAGAGCAAAAUUCUUCGCGAGACACCAGCUUCCUGAUGAGCCUGUGGAAAGAUUUAUUUGUGAUUUGAAAUAUAUGGCUCUGCAAUGCCACUUCGGGGUUAUGUCCGACGAAUUAAUCAGGGACAUGCUUGUCAUUGGCAUGACUGAUCAAAACCUAAAGAUUAAGUUGCUGCGGAAUGCUGACUUAACCCUUAAACAAGCUGUGCAUGCCUGCCAUACGUCAGAGAUUGUGGCUACACUUAGUGACCAGUUUGACACUCAGAAAAAGAGUAUAAACUUGACGGGUUUCAACAAACGCCCAACCACGACAGCUAACAGAAGAUUUAUGAACGAACCGCCGCAAACGGCUAACCGGGGAUUUAUCAAUGAGCCGCCGCAAAGAUGUCCGAAUUGUAACUAUUUCCACAACAAGGGACGAAUGUUCUGUCCUGCGAACGGCAAACCAUGUAACUACUGCAAGAAAAUGAAUCACUUCGCCGUUGCCUGCAAGUCCCUUGGGAACAGACCUUCCAGCUCAGCGUCUAAUCUGCACCUGUUGCAACAAGACUAAACAUUUCCAGGCACACAGGACCAGCUCGAAGCUGCCCAUGAGGACGAUCCAAUUAGCGCAUAUGAAGAAUCCACUGUGCACACACUCCUACACUCCGCUGGUAUGCUUUCGGAUCCAUCUGUAUCAAUGUUCAUUAACAAUAAACCUGUGAAGGCCAAAUUGGAAGCUGGUGCCACAGGUGUUUAAACCAGCCACGGUCCAGAAGUGCAUCGAGGAGAAACACAACAUCCGGAAACGAUCCUAUGACAAAUCCAAUAAACCACUGAAGCUACUGCUGCAGGGUCAAGUCGUCCGUCUGCAGACCACUCUGGGACAUUCCCGUCUAGGUUUCGUUGUCGGCCCGUGCCAAGGAACCCCUCUACUACCUUGUCAACGUCGAUGGUGCCCUGCACAGACGGAGCCGCCAAAACUUGCUGCUUGUAAAAAAAAAACCCGUCCACCACCAGUAGAUCCUUUUGCUCCACCUCUGCUGCUGCCACUAUCACUAGUCCAAGCAUGUCCCGUUCUCUGCCACGACCGGCGAUCCCGUCUAACAACAACACUACCUCUCCCGCAUGCUCACCCUACCGGUCGCCUAUAGCGUCCCCAGCUGCCUUCUCCCUUCUGGGUUCACUGCCUCCCCCACUAAUUUUUCUGGUACAUGGGGAGAGGGGUUGGUUCGUACGCGUUCGGGUCGUAUUAGUAGACCGCCUGAUAACGGCGAGUACGUUUAAAUUUGCGCGUCUUACCUGUGCGUUAUAUUCGCUCUAUGGGGACGGAUGUAGAUUGGUUAUUGCAUGUGAACCAAUCAUAGUAGAGUAGCAUCAUUAACCCCACCUUACUGUGUGCUUUAUAUUAACACCCACUUCCUACAUUAAGUAGUCUUGGAAGCGGUAGUGAUGAAUUAACAACUAACAACCUGCUGUACCACUAUACUAUGUGUUACAAUUAAAGAUGACUUUAAACUCUAGACCUGU